UGUCAGAAACGUCGACUUCUAGCGUUUGUAAGCAGCAGGUGAUAUAGAAAAAAAAAUCAUCAAACGACACUGUUUUAUGACAAAGAAUUAGCUAAUUAUAACUCGUCUGGGAACUUUGGAUGUACGGAAACAUUUUAAUGACCGACAGGUUGCUUAUCGAGCGUAUUGAAGCCAGGAAGGGCGCUCGGUAACGGUGUCUUAACGAUGUGGAUAAUGAGUUGGCCUUGGUAACCAAGCAGCUGACAAACCACCCUGUGAAUUUGUAAACAAUGCCUUGUGUUGCACAUCAAGUUAUUAUUGUUGUCUAAUUGUGCUGAACGUUACUGUAUUUGAGAAGAGUUUGCUAGCUUACAAGGCAGUUGAGCAAGUUAUUUUAUGAGGGAGUUGUGCUUGUCCAUCACCUGAAGAUGACUUCCGCAUUGGAUGACCCAACCCUGGAGAGGCACUUCAAGGGCCACAGAGACACCAUAACAAGCAUUGACUUCAACUGUAACAUGAAACAAAUUGCGACCGGCUCCAUGGACUCCUGUCUCAUGAUCUGGAACUUGAAGCCCCAAAUGAGAGCCUAUCGGUUCGUGGGACAUAAAGACGCUGUGACGUCAGUCCAGUUCUCUCCCUCCGGACACCUGGUGGCCUCAGCUUCCAGGGACAAGACUGUCCGCCUCUGGGUGCCCAGUGUUAAGGGCGAGUCCACAGCGUUCCGAGCCCACACCGGAACGGUGCGUAGUGUCAGUUUCUCCAGUGAUGGACAGACCUUGGUCACCGCGUCCGACGACAAAACUCUCAAAGUCUGGACUGUUCACCGACAGAAGUUCCUUUUCUCUCUCAACCAACACAUCAACUGGGUCCGCUGUGCCAAGUUUUCACCAGACGGCAGGUUGAUAGUAUCGGCCAGUGACGACAAGAGCGUUAAGAUCUGGGACAAGACGAGUCAGGAGUGUAUCCACUCAUUCUAUGAACAUGGAGGGUAUGUGAACUAUGCCGACUUCCAUCCCAGUGGAACAUGCAUUGCUGCUGCUUGCACAGACAACACUGUCAAGGUCUGGGACAUCAGGACCAACAAAUUACUGCAGCAUUACCAAGUUCACAGCGGAGUAGUGAACGGGCUAUCCUUCCAUCCAUCUGGUAACUACCUGAUAACAGCCUCUAAUGACUCCACUAUGAAGAUACUGGACCUGCUGGAGGGACGGCUGCUCUACACACUGCACGGACACCAGGGCCCAGUCACAUGUGUCACGUUCUCCAGGACCGGAGACUACUUUGCCUCAGGAGGAUCUGAUGAACAGGUUAUGGUGUGGAAGACUAAUUUUAAAACAACUGACUACGGAGAAGUUCUACAGCAGACGGAGACCUGUGUCGACCUUGGAGGAGCAGCUGCAGGAGGAGGAGGAGCAGCUGCAGGAGGAGGAGGAGCAGCUGCAGGAGGAGGAGGAGGAGGAGCAGCUGCAGGAGGAGGAGCAGCGUCCUUGCUCCAUAGGCAGGAGUCGUCUGAGUCAGAGCUGUGUAACGGCCAGGGGCGGGGCUUACGUACGGAGGUGAGGAGUAGGAGUGGCAGCGUCACCCGGAGCCUGUCUUCCAGACCCACCCAGACCUCCAGGGCCCCCAGAGCCAGGCCCCCCACUGUCGAGCUGACACGCACCGAGCCUCAGCCCCAGACACAGACCCAGAGAGAAGGCAUGGUGCCUGCUGGUCUGGCCAGCACCCUGGAACACAUAGUGGCUCAACUAGAUGUUCUCACACAGACUGUGGCCAUCCUAGAACAGAGGCUGACUCUGACAGAGGACAAGCUGAAGGAGUGUAUUGACAACCAGCAUCAGAUCAACCUGCAACUCCACCGCAGGGAACCAGACCUCCAACCAAGGGAUUAACACCCAACUAGACCUCCAGACCUCCACACCACCAGAUCUCCACACCACCAGACAAGACCUCCACACCUCCAGACCUCCACACCACCAGAUCUCCACACCACCAGAUCUCCACACCACCAGACAAGACCACCAGACCUCCACACCUCCAGACCUCCACACGCCCAGACCUCCACACCACCAGACAAGACCUCCAGACCUCCACACCACCAGAUCUCCACACCACCAGACAAGACCACCAGACCUCCACACCUCCAGACCUCCACACCACCAGAUCUCCACACCACCAGACAAGACCCCCAGACCACCAGACCUCCCCACCACCAGACCUCCACACCACCAGAUCUCCACACCACCAGACCUCCAGACCUCCACACCACCAGACAAGACCUCCAGGCCAGGGACUGACACCAGAGACUAAUCCUAGCCCCGACUCCCCUAGUCAGGGGAAAAGCCCAGGUGGCACCCAGACCACUGACUCCUCCAUAGAGGGGGAGGAAGAGAGAGUGCAUUCGGAAAGUAUUCAGACCCCUUGAUUUUUUCCCCCUCGUCGAUCUACACACAAUACCCCAUAAUGGCAAUGCGGAUACAGGACUUUAGACAUUUUUUGCAUUAAAAUGUAUUUAAUAAAAUAAAAAAAACUGAA
Molecule: messenger RNA, 2511 nt
Organism: Oncorhynchus masou masou (cherry salmon)
Lineage: Eukaryota; Metazoa; Chordata; Actinopteri; Salmoniformes; Salmonidae
Gene: poc1a
Product: POC1 centriolar protein A
Exons: 11
Coding region: 408-1868 (486 amino acids)
Biological process (GO): cilium assembly
Cellular component (GO): centriole; ciliary basal body
Molecular function (GO): protein binding
Source: RefSeq, a predicted model, not a curated record